Molecule: messenger RNA, 2291 nt
Organism: Fusarium vanettenii 77-13-4
Lineage: Eukaryota; Fungi; Ascomycota; Sordariomycetes; Hypocreales; Nectriaceae
Exons: 5
Coding region: 638-2263 (541 amino acids)
Source: RefSeq, a predicted model, not a curated record
CCCGGCUGACCACGGCAUCAACGAAUGAUCACGUCGUCCAGCGUACGGAGCUAAACACACUUGCAGCUGUAUUGCAGUACCUACAGCACAGCUCACAAAGAAAGUACCGAGUUACCUCGUUGGAAUCUGGAGCGGCUUGUCGAGCCACUCGCAACCCCUACUGCGACACCCAGACGUGCCUAGCUCUCUCGGCGCCGGCGCCUGUCCACGAGUCGGAUCCACCCUCUGUCGUCUCUGACCAGGUUCAUCUUUGAUAGCCCCCCAAGCUCCGCCGGAAGCAGCCCACUCUGCCGCUCCCACGCCCCAACCUCUUCCAGAGUCGUCCUGCGCCAGCUACUCUUCAAGGCCCCAAAUCUCCACUCGCAAAAAUAUCCCAUCUCCCAGGCCCACGACGCUUCCUACUCUUCCUUGCUAGUAGCCGUUUGGCUUUGUUUCGGCCUCUCUCCCCGACAUCGUUGCUCCUUGCUCCUUGCUCCUUGCAACCUCUUGUCCACAAUCUCCAUCUCAUCGGUCGAUUGCCAGCGUCACUCCGCUUGACUUAUCACCCUAGUCGCAAGCGCAAGGGCCGUCUUCGAGAUCCAUCCAGUCCCAGCAACCAUAUCAAAUAAAACAGUCGUCUCCCCAAGCGCCCGCAACCAUGGCGACCUCCACGGACCAGUAUCGCCAAUACCCACCGCCGUCGAAUUAUCCGGCCCAGCAAUAUCAGCAGCAGCCCUAUCAGCAGCAGCAGCAGCAACAACAACAGCAGCAGCCGCACUAUCAAAACUCCCAGACCCUGCCCCAGUCUCAGUCCCAGACCCAGCCGCGCCGGACCUCACAGAACCCACCCGCCGAUCAUCGAACCUUCAGUUUUCAUUCUCAACGAUCGCAUAAGAGCUCUGGGAGCAAGGAUUUGCAGGAAACACACGCAGAGAAGGAAGCAAAACGUCUACACAGCAAAGCCGACCCCACCUUGGCUAUCAGCGAAGCAGAGCCAUCUGUUGUCGCCGCCAUGAUGACCGAGUCGACCUACGCGCCUCUGCGCUCAGUACAACACAAGGAUACAUUCGGAAACGCCAUCGCCGAUCCCGACAAGUCGAACCCUACUCGAAACAGAUGGGAACGCCCGCUGGACACAAUUCGAAGUUUCGAGGCCGCGAUUGACGGUGGUUACUCACGCAAGUCGCUCUAUCGAGCAGAGACAGACUCACAAACCAAUUUCAACCGACGCAACAGUUCCUUUACCAGCCCCAACCAAACUCGUUAUCCUCAUGACAGCUACUAUGGUCGACCUACGUCUAUGAGGCCCGAAAACUCACAUUACGAGUCGGGACCUCCCCGAAGCAGCUACUUUGAUGGGCAGGCUUACAACAACGGUUACGGAACCGGGCCGUCGCGGCAACGGAUGUCUAGGUUACAGUCGGAGCCACAGUUGCAAAGCCACGGACGUGACCAGAACAUUUACCCUUUGCCUCACAAGGAUCGAUCAUAUGAGACCGUGACAUCUGCAGCGGGCAGCGGCAACUCGGAUCAGGCAGGAUACCAGACGGACCCCACGAGCAGCGACAACAGCUCGAUCGAUCGGACAAUGCCGGCUAAGCGCCGCGAACCUUUCAAUGAGCAUGGCUCCGCUCCCAACAUGGCACAGCAACCGUAUCAGCCCCGACCCUGGCCGGGCUCCGGCCCAGGCGCUAAUGGAAACGGAAAACAACCACAAGGACCGCCGCCUCCACAGGCGCGACCUACUGCAGCACAACAGCCACCAGCUGCGGCUCAGAAACCGAAACACACGCUUCUGAGGCGGACAUCGACCCAACAGUCGCAACAGUUGCAACGGCCCGAGUCUGUCAGUGGCGAAAAACCACUUGACUUCAAGCAAUCCGCUUUCCACUUCUCUGGUGGGCGCGGAAUAUUCUGUGCGAUGAACUGCGAUUGUCUGUGGGGGAGCAAGGACAGCAACUUUUUGGGCUACUUUGGACGGGUCGCGUUGAUGAGUUUCAAGACCUUGACUAAGGAAUGGAAGCAAGGCAUACGAAGGGAUCUGGCUGAGGAGAUGGUACAUAGGCACACGAAACUGUACGAGGCGUUGGCGGAUUCAAGUUUGUGCAACUCAUUCCUUGAGGAUAUCCAGUGGAGGAAGGGAGAGCAGAUGACGGAUCUAUCCGCCACGGCCAAGACUAAUCAUGCUCAGGCUCUGGAACGUACAUAUAGCAUAUACACGUGGCUGCAGGCAGAGGUCGCUCAGGCAUGGCUCGUCGAGAGGACGGGUUCAUGGAAGCGAUGAGAGAAAAUAAUUUUGAUGGCGAUCCGAU